This is a messenger RNA of Echinops telfairi (small Madagascar hedgehog), 3885 nucleotides long. RefSeq names its product angiotensin-converting enzyme. The transcript is spliced from 24 exons. The coding region runs from base 187 to 3669 and encodes 1160 amino acids. The record is from RefSeq and is a predicted model, not a curated record. Gene Ontology annotation, biological process: proteolysis. NCBI's taxonomy places the organism in Eukaryota, Metazoa, Chordata, Mammalia, Afrosoricida, Tenrecidae. Gene Ontology annotation, molecular function: peptidyl-dipeptidase activity; metallopeptidase activity. Gene Ontology annotation, cellular component: plasma membrane.
GAGACAGCCCUGAUCAGCCAGGACUUUGACGAAGCCUGGGGCCACAAGGCCAAGGAGCUGUACGAUGACAUCUGGCAGAACUUCACCGACCCAGUGCUUCGCCGGGUCCUCAGCUCCAUCCGCAUCCUGGGUCCUGCCAACCUGCCUCUGGCCAAGCGACAGCAGUACAACUCUCUGAUAAGCAACAUGAGCAGGAUUUAUUCCACGGCCAAGGUCUGCUUCCCCAACAAGACUGCCACCUGCUGGUCCCUUGACCCAGAUCUUACCAACAUCCUGGCCUCCUCAAGGAGUUACAGCAUGCUCCUGUUUGCCUGGGAGGGCUGGCAUGACGCCGCGGGCAUCCCACUGAAGCCCCUGUACCAGGAGGUCACCACCCUCAGCAACGAGGCCUACAGGCAAGAUGGCUUCUCGGAUGCUGGGGCCUACUGGCGCUCCUGGUACGAGUCCCCCACCUUUGUGGAGGAUCUGGAGCGCUUGUACCAGCAGCUAGAGCCCCUCUACCUGGAACUUCAUGCCUACGUCCGCCGUGUGCUCUACCGCCGAUAUGGGGCCAAAUUCAUCAACCUCAGAGGGCCCAUCCCCGCUCACCUGCUGGGAGAUAUGUGGGCCCAGAGCUGGGAAAAUAUCUACGACAUGGUGGUGCCUUUCCCAGACAAGCCUAACCUGGACGUCACCAGCACCAUGGAGCAGAAGGGCUGGAAUGCUACGACAAUGUUCCAGGUGGCAGAGGAGUUCUUCACCUCUCUGGGACUCGAGCCCAUGCCCCCCGAGUUCUGGGCAGAGUCCAUGCUGGAGAAGCCAAGUGACGGGAGAGAGGUGGUGUGCCACGCCUCGGCCUGGGACUUCUACAAUAGGAAGGACUUCAGGAUCAAGCAGUGUACACGGGUCACGAUGGAGCAGCUGUCUACUGUGCACCACGAGAUGGGCCACAUUCAGUACUACCUGCAGUACAAGGACCAGCCCGUGUCCCUGCGCCAGGGCGCCAACCCGGGCUUCCACGAGGCCAUCGGGGAUGUGCUGGCACUCUCUGUCUCCACGCCUGCACAUCUGCACAAAAUCGGCCUGCUGGACCAAGUCCCUAAUGAUUCAGAAAGCGAAAUCAAUUACCUGCUCAAGAUGGCCCUGGAGAAAAUCGCCUUUCUGCCCUUUGGCUACCUGGUGGACCAGUGGCGCUGGGGGGUAUUUAGCGGUCGUACGCCCCCGUCCCGCUACAAUUUUGACUGGUGGUAUCUCCGAACCAAGUAUCAGGGGCUCUGUUCACCGGUGCUCCGAAACGAAACCCACUUUGAUGCCGGAGCUAAGUUUCACGUGCCAAACAUGACACCCUACAUCAGGUACUUUGUCAGUUUUGUCCUGCAGUUCCAGUUCCAUCAAGCCCUGUGCCUGGAGGCGGCCCAUCAGGGCCCCCUGCACCGCUGUGACAUCUACCAGUCGGCCCAGGCCGGGGCCAAGCUCAGAGAGCUGCUUCGAGCAGGCUCGUCAAGGCCCUGGAAGGAGCUGCUGAAGGACAUGAUUGGGACGGACGCUCUGGACGCCGGGCCACUGCUGGACUACUUCCGGCCCAUCAGGGUGUGGCUGCAGGAGCAGAACUCGCACAACGGCGACAUUCUGGGCUGGCCAGAGUACCAGUGGCGCCCGGCGGUGCCCAGCAAUUACCCAGAGGGCAUUGACCUCGUGACAGAUGAGACUGUGGCCCAGAAGUUUGUGGAGGAAUAUGACAAGUCAGCCCAGGUCAUGUGGAACGAAUUCGCUGAGGCCAACUGGGACUAUAAUACCAACAUCACCAAAGAGACCAGCAGAGUUCUGCUCCAGAAGAACAUGCAGCUGGCGAACCACACCCUGCAGUACGGCACCCGGGCCAGACAGUUCGAUGUGACCAACUUCCAGAACGCCACCAUCCAGCGGAUCAUCAAGAAGGUUCAGGACCUGGAGCGGGCGGCGCUGCCCACCGAGGAGCUGGAGCAGUACAACCAGAUCCUGCUGGACAUGGAGACCACUUACAGUGUGGCCUCCGUGUGUCAUACAAAUGGCACUUGUCUGCAGCUAGAGCCUGAGCUGACGAAGCUGAUGGCCACGUCCCAGAAUUAUGAGGACCUCUUAUGGGCGUGGCAGGGAUGGCGAGACAAGGUGGGCAGAGCCAUCCUGCCCUUCUUCCCCAAAUACGUGGAGCUCAGCAACAAGGCUGCCAGGCUCAACGGCUACAAAGACACAGGGGACUCGUGGAGAGCUAUGUAUGAGACGCCUUUGCUGGAACGCGACCUGGAGCAGCUGUUCACGGAGCUGCAGCCGCUCUACCUGAACCUGCACGCCUACGUGCGCCGCGCCCUGCACCGCCACUACGGGCCCGACUUCAUCCACCUGGAGGGCCCCAUCCCUGCGCACCUGCUGGGGAACAUGUGGGCCCAGACCUGGACCAACAUCUAUGACUUGGUAGUGCCCUUCCCUUCCGCUCCCAAGAUGGACGUCACCGAGACCAUGAUCAAGCAGGGCUGGACCCCCAAAAGAAUGUUUGAGGAAGCCAACAAUUUCUUCACCUCCCUGGGCCUGCUGCCUGUGCCCCCAGAGUUCUGGAACAAGUCGAUGCUGGAGAAGCCAACAGAUGGGCGGGAGGUGGUGUGCCACGCCUCCGCCUGGGACUUCUACAAUGGCAAGGACUUCAGGAUCAAGCAGUGCACCACGGUGGGCAUGGAGGACCUGGUGGUUAUCCACCACGAGAUGGGCCACGUACAGUAUUUCAUGCAGUACAAGAACUUGCCCGUGACCUUGCGAGAGGGAGCCAACCCUGGCUUUCACGAGGCGAUUGGGGAUGUGCUGGCCCUGUCCGUGUCCACCCCCAAGCACCUGCACAGCAUCAACCUGCUGAGUAGCGAGGGUGGCGGCUACGAACAUGACAUCAACUUUCUGAUGAAGAUGGCCUUGGAGAAGAUCCCCUUCAUCCCCUUCAGCUACCUCGUCGACGAGUGGCGCUGGAGGGUGUUUGAUGGAAGCAUCAGCCAGGAGAACUACAACCAGGAGUGGUGGAGCCUCAGGCUGAAGUACCAGGGCCUCUGCCCACCAGUGCCCAGGUCUCAAGGCGACUUUGACCCAGGGGCCAAGUUCCACAUUCCUUCAAGUGUGCCCUAUAUCAGGUACUUUAUCAGCUUCGUGAUCCAGUUUCAGUUCCACGAGGCGCUGUGCCAGGCCGCUGGCCACCAGGGCCCCCUGCACAGCUGUGACAUCUACCGGUCUAAGGAAGCAGGGAAGCUCCUGGCGGACGCCAUGAAGCUGGGCCUCAGUAAGCCGUGGCCGGAAGCCAUGCGGCUCAUCACCGGGCAGCCCAAUAUGUCAGCCUCCUCCAUGAUGAAGUAUUUCCAGCCGCUGCUGAACUGGCUACUCACGGAGAACGGGAGGCACGGGGAGAAGCUGGGCUGGCCGCAGUACAACUGGACGCCAAACUCGGCUCGCUCUGAACCUGCCCCGCUGGACAGCGGCCGUGUCAACUUCCUGGGCCUGGACCUGGAGGCGCACCAGGCCCGCGUGGGCCAGUGGGUGCUGCUCUUCCUGGGGGUCGCCCUGAUGGUGGCCACCUUGGGCCUGACUCAGAGGCUCCUCAGCAUCCGCCAUCACAGCUUCCACCGGCCGCACCGAGGGCCGCAGUUUGGUUCCGAAGUGGAGCUGAGACACUCCUGAGAGGGACCAGAGGGCCAUUGGAGACGGGGCUGGGGCACCUGCCUCCUGCCCCGGAGCCCUCCUCGUCUGUCUGUCCGUCUGUCCGUCCUCCUGGACUCCAGCCACCCCCACCCUUGAACCCACCCCUCUCCUGUGUCCUGACGCCCAGCACCUAACGCAGAGCCCCCCUGCCCCCCGCCCAGUCUCUGUGAAUGCAAUUAAAGACCCUCUUCCGCA